GUCACUUGGACGUAGUCCGGCUCUCUAACGUUAAGCGGGCUCAGCUGCCGUAAAUCUACCAUAGAAGAAGAUAAAGGCGGAAGUUAAUGAGUCUUCAAGUGACUGUGUAACGAUGGCGUCUUUCGAGGAGGAGGGAGGGAGAGAGGAGAACGUGCGACAACGAAAACAACUGCAAGCUCUCGGCAACAAUCGCAUUGUGUCCAUCCAAGACGGCCAGCACCUGAAUGGUCGUCCCUCUCAGCUGCAGGGUGAAGGCUCCAGUGUGGAGCAAGAGGAUCUACUGGCACCCCACAUGAAAGAGGAAGACAAGGAUCAACAAGUCCGCACCAUUAAAGAGGAAGAAGAGGACCGAGAGGCCCUCAAUGUUAAGGAAGAAGAGGAGGAGUUUGAUGUCAGCCAUUUGCUACUGACUGUUGUCUCCGUGAAGAGUGAAGAUGAGGAAGAUGAAGCACCUGAAUGGUCACAGCUUCAACACCAGAGUCCGAGUGGAGACCACCGCAGAGGACCACCCCCAGACAACUUCUUAGCUCCACUAUCAGACAGCGACAACAUGGAAGACAUGAAUGAUACAGACUGUGAGGGUGAGGACAAACGGUCAAACAGUUCUGAAAAGGAAACAACUCUCGGCAAGAAAACAUCUCAAAUACGUGCCAGACGGCGUACACGUCAAGAACUUUUCACCUGCUCAGUUUGUGGUAAAACAGCGACUCAAAAGUCCAACCUGGUAAAACACAUGCGAAUACACACGGGAGAAAAGCCGUUCAGUUGCUCAGUUUGCAAUAAAACAUUCAGUGAAAAGGCAAAGGUAAUAAAACACAUGAGAAGUCACACAGGAGAAAAACCCUUCAGUUGUUCAGUUUGUGGUAAAACAUUCACUGAUAAACAAAAUAUGGAGUCACACGUCAGAACACACACAGGAGAAAAACCCUUUAGUUGCUCGUUGUGCGGUAAAAGAUUCAAUAAAAAGUCAUAUGUGGUCAUACACAUGAGAACACACACAGGAGAAAAACCCUUUCGUUGUUCUGUUUGUGGUCAAAUGUUCACUCAAAAGUCAGAUAUGGUUCGACACAUGACAAAACAUACGGGAGAAAAACCCUUUAGUUGCUCCAUUUGCGGUAGAACGUUAUCUCGAAAGGCCAAUGUGGAGUCCCACAUGAGAACCCACACUGGAGAAAAACCCUUCAGUUGCUCAUUGUGUGGCAGAAGCUAUACCAAUCGCAACAGUUUUUCAACACAUAUGCGGACACACAAAGGAGAGUAAAUGUUUGAAAAGAAUCCCCCUGCAAUAGCUUUCAUGCUGUUUGGGGACUAUUUUGUUCACUUCAGUUCCAUUUUAAGAUCAACAUACUUGUUUGUGCUUUUUCCUGACUAAUGAGACAAUUCAGCUCCACCUACAACAACUGUUUCUUAUUGGAAACAU
Messenger RNA from Syngnathoides biaculeatus (alligator pipefish), 1420 nucleotides. RefSeq names its product gastrula zinc finger protein XlCGF8.2DB-like. The record is from RefSeq and is a predicted model, not a curated record. Gene Ontology annotation, biological process: regulation of transcription by RNA polymerase II. Gene Ontology annotation, molecular function: DNA-binding transcription factor activity, RNA polymerase II-specific; RNA polymerase II cis-regulatory region sequence-specific DNA binding. Lineage: Eukaryota; Metazoa; Chordata; Actinopteri; Syngnathiformes; Syngnathidae. The transcript has 3 exons. The coding region runs from base 113 to 1261 and encodes 382 amino acids.